This is a messenger RNA of Diospyros lotus (date-plum), 3365 nucleotides long. RefSeq lists its product as uncharacterized. The coding region runs from base 373 to 1311 and encodes 312 amino acids. The record is from RefSeq and is a predicted model, not a curated record. Lineage: Eukaryota; Viridiplantae; Streptophyta; Magnoliopsida; Ericales; Ebenaceae. The transcript has a single exon.
UGAAUAAUAAUUAAGAAAAGAGAAAGGAAGGCCGCAAAAAAGCAUUCAUUUUGCCCAUUUCUUCUAUUCAAUGGGUGGUUUGCCUUUGCAAUACGAAAGAAGAAGAAGCGUCCCCCAGAUUUUCACAUUAAAACACUCGCCAUCGCCAUCCCCAUAACCCAUCCAUCCCCAUCGAUCAUCUGUGUUACCCUCAAUUCAAACUGACCCCUCCACAGACACACACUUUCUUCGCGACCCCCUUCUUCACCAACUAAUCCCAAACAAAUUAACACCCUUCCGCAACUCUCUCUCUCUCGGAAGAUCCAUCAGAUAACAAACAAACAUACCCAUUUUGAUUUUGACUUGCGGAGGAAGCUUUUACCUGCCUAUCAAAUGCAGCCGCCCAGUCCUGUGAUCUCUCUUUCUCCAAGCUUCACUACCCAUUCUUCCGCUAAACUUGCUGAGAUCGCUGCUAGAGUUGUCGACGAGUUCCGUCAACAAUCCGAUUCCGAAUAUGACGAUCUCUUCGGAUUCCACCAUCUUCAAGCCGAAUUGGAAUUCGCGUCCGAACAGAGACCUCCUACGCAGCAGUCACGGCAGAGCGACGACGACGACGACGAUGACGGUUUUGAGUUUCCUUCGGUGAGUAGGGAGUCCACGGGGACGAUACCGGCAGACGAGAUCUUCUGCAACGGUCAGAUCAGGCCUGUUUUCCCCCUUUUCGACAGGGAAUUGUUGUUUUCUACCGGUGUUCAUCAGUAUGACAACGUCGGUACUGUUCAACGGAAUAGUCCGUCUAAGUCUCCGAAUAAUCCGCCGACGCCGUCGUCGUCGGUUAGGCUUUCGCUGAGGAAGCUGAUGAGCGAGGACCGCGAUCCUCCGUCCUGUUCGUCUUCCGAGGCAGACGAGCUCGACGGACUGCCGGCCAAAACGUACUGCGUCUGGUCGCCGAAGAGCGGCGCGGCUGAGUCGUCGCCUGGGAGACCUAAGAAGAGCCGGUCCACGGGAACGUCCAAGCGGUGGAAAUUUCGCGACCUUCUGCACCGCAGCAACAGUGAAGGCAAGGACCCGUUCGUCUUUCUCGCCCCUUCCAACGCCAACACGAAGAAGGACGACUACAAGGCCCGGGAGGAAGCAGAAACCGCGGCGGCAGGGAAGAGCGCCGGAGAAGCGAAGCCACAGUUGUUAACCGGCGAAAGUCAUCAUGAAAAGGCGGGGGCGGGGGGGAAGGGCAGAAAUAGUCGGCAGACGUCCCUGCCGUACAGGCAAGACUUGGUUGGGAUGUUUGCUAACGUGAACGGGAUGAGCAGAAAUCUCCACCCAUUUCAGUGACGGUGACGGUGAGCUUAUUAUUAAUUAAAAUUUUCCAGAUUAUUAUUAUUAAGCCUAUUACUAUUAGCGUGUCUCUAAUUUUCAAAUAAAAUAAAAAUCGGAGAUUGGUGGAUUUAAUUAAGAGGUAGAGCCGCAGAGGUGUAGAGGUAGACAUAGAAAUGUAUUUGUGUGGGAUUUGCUUUAAUCAUUAUUAAUUAAUUAUUGUUUUAUUAUUAUUAUUAUUAUGUGCAGUGCAAAUGCUUAUAUAUAUAUAUAUAUAUCUUUGGAUAAUUUUGAAUUUUGAAAUUAACAUGCAAUGAGAUGAAUUAUUAUCUUAAACAUGGUGGGUAUUGGGUGGUGGCUAACUGUGAUCCAUAGUUCUUCUUUAGUUUAGCUGGAAAUUAAAUAAUUGGUAAUAAACAUGGGAAAAUGUGUAAAGCAAAAGCCCCUUGGCUCCCCUCUCUGCUGCCUGCUUUAGGACUUCUUUGGUUGGUUGGUUGGUACAACAUUCCAGUAAAGUGGAUUUGGAAGACGCCAUCAGAUAAGUAAGUACUACUAAAAAUAGUUUUAAAAUUAUAUAUAUAUAUUAUUACCCCUUACGCCAGGACCCAGCAGCAAUAGUUUAGCUGUUACGUGCUGUGCUGGUCUAAGUACACACCCAAUUUUUAGGCUUUUUAUUUUCUUUUGUUGAUUGUUUGUUUAAUAUCUAAAAUACUUGUGAAAAUAAAUAAUUAUUGGGUAAUUGUCUUUAUUGACGGUAAUUGAUUAGCCACCUUCCAUUAUGGCCAAGCCGAGCUCUGUGUGUGUGUAGUUAAAUAGCAUUUUGUACUUGGGAGGGGGGAACAAGUAGUCUCAUUAUUUAGACUACUCUUUGACACUGAAUAACAACACACACACACACACAUAGCCUGACAUUAUUUAGUACAACAGGGUUGCUUGCGCUUUACAUUAUCACAUUUUUCUUUCUUAAACACACGUUACAAGUACAACUCACAAUCCCAAUGAUACUUAUUGAUGUAACCCUAAAUUAUUUUUAAACUUUAACCCCCGCCCCCUAACUUUUAAUACCAAUAAACAAACUAACUAUUUUCAGUGACUGCAAUGCAAUUAUUGAGAUUUGUUAUUAUUGAUCUAGCAAAGAUUACUUGUGAUUCCCAUCUCCCAAGUUUCCCAAAUGGGUUGUUGGGGGGGGGGGGUGUUGGUUUGUUUGCAGUCUGCUGUCCUCAGUUUUUUAUUUGAUUAAUAGUUUGAUGGGAUGGAAGAACUUUCCCAUCAAACUUAACUUGUGCAUCUGAUAAUCACUAACUGCAAAACUUAACUGGGCCACAAGUCUGUACUGUUACUACUAUAGAUAGAUCCAGAUAGAUCAUCAUAUCAACCACCACCUCCGUUCUUUCUUUCUUUCUUUCUUGCACAGCAUGGCAUGCCCAUAUAGUGGGCCUUACGUUACUACACUUUACGUUUGCUUGCCGCUGCAGUGAUUGAUUCUCCUGGAUGAAUGAAUUCUUCUUAUUUCUAUCUGUAACAUUGUGAAUAAUGUUACCUCAUCUGCUCUCAUUUUUCUUUUAUCUUUAGCUUGGCUUAUUACUAUGCAUAAAUUACAUCUCUUAUUUCUUUUUACUCACCAUUUACCAACGCACAUACCCCAAUAUAUAUAUAGCCUCCAUGGGUACCAAACCAUUUAGAUUGGUGGGAUUCAGAUACAUGGCAGCAACCCACAUUUCAGAGGCUUGCAAUUGCAAGGAAAAAGCUGGGACAAGCGCCACACCUCACCUGGCUUCUUCCUUUUCUUUCCCAUCCCAUUAAUACUUUCACCUUUCUUCCAAUUGAUGAACACUUAAGAUUUCUGUCUCUCUAUAUACUCAAUUCUAUGCAACGUUGUAAGAUAAGUGACAACAAUCCUUUCCCAAAAGGAUUGGACCCCACUAAGAAUGAAUAUUUUCACAAUUAAUUCUUUUUUAGAUAACUUUUAUUCCACUCACAAUUUAGUAAAAUAUUAACUAAAGUUGAUAAAAUUUAAAUUAAAGGCAUUGACACCCCCCCCCCCCCCCCCCCCCCAAAAAAAAAAAAAAGAA